AUGUCCCAGCUAAGAGACAUCAAGGUCCAAGCACUGGAAGCUGAGAAAGAUGUUCGCUCGGCCUCGACUCAGAAAGAGGCGUUGGAGGCUGCAAUUAACGCGGCAGAGCGUUAUAUGAAUGCUCUCCGGCUGGUUAAUGACCCGGUUGAAAAGAAACUGUUUGACUCGAAGUGCAAGGAAUACCUCACUUUAGCUGAAAAAAUCAAGCAGUCCAGCAAGGAUGGAGACAAGAAAUUUACCCCAGUGAUACCCGCUUUACAGCCCAUAGAUGCAGUGGGCAGAGAACCAACCUCUACAAGGACUCAAUCUAAUCGCGAACAGAUUAUAUUACUCGAAAACUCCAAGCUCAAUGGGUUUGUUUUUCCUCCAUGGUCAAUGACAGCUGCACCUGAUGUAAGGGAAUUUCAACUUGACGAGGACGGUGGGCUAUUUCGUGAUGUUUCUGAUCUCCAAAUAUGUCCUGUUCAGCGUGAAAUAUUCGAUGGUUGGAAACGGCCUUCGGAAAUCCUGGGUCAUCAUACGUCAGGUUCCCCAAUCUUGCUAGGUUCAAAUCCAAUGGACCUAGUUCAAGAUGUAACCACAGAUUGCUCUGUUGUGGCAAGUCUGUGCACGGGAGCAUCACCGUGGAAGGAAGGAGUUUCUCAGCUCGUUCGUUCUGUACAAAUGUACCCCACUGAGGACGGCAAUGUUCCACAUAUUUCUCCUUCGGGGAAGUACAUUUUUCGUUUCUAUUUCAAUGGCUGUUACCGAAAGGUCGUUAUUGACGAUAUGCUUCCUUCUUCCAAGACUUUGCGAUCACUGCACGUGAUAGAUAGAAACAACCCUUCAGCCAUAUGGCCCGCCUUGGUUGAAAAGGCUUAUCUGAAAGUAAGAGGGGGUUACGACUUCCCGGGAAGCAACUCUGGGACUGACUUAUGGGUUCUAACUGGUUGGAUUCCUGAGCAAGUCUUUUUGCACCAUGAUGAACUAGCUCCUGAUCAUCUAUGGCAGCGUAUUACCAAAUUCUUCCAGUCUGGAGAUAUAUUGCUAACGUUAGGUACCGGGAAUCUGACAGAGUACGAGGAAAAUGAGCUUGGCCUUAUCAGUUUACACGACUAUGCAGUCUUAAGCUUCCAAGAAAGGGAUGGAAUUCGUCAAAUGCUUAUCAAAAACCCAUGGGCCGCUGGGCCUGUCUGGAAAGGACUAGGUCAGCUGAGUGAGAGCUAUAUUCUAAGUGAUGAACUCGAACCCGAACCGUCACAUCCAUCAACUACAGCCCCAGGAACGUUCUGGAUGGCCUUUGAAGACGUCCUCCAGAAUUUUGAUAACCUGUAUCUAAACUGGAAUCCCGCUCUAUUUAACUACCGCCAGGAUAUCCAUUUUCGUUGGGACCUGUCGUCUACAAGCAUAGUUCCAGGGUGCUUUGCGGGAAAUCCUCAAUUUGCUGUUUCCACCAAAUCUGGUGGGACGGUAUGGCUUCUUCUGGGGAAACAUUUUAAGACUGGAGAUUAUAAAAAAUUGGCGAACCAACUCUUGGAAGUGACUCCCGGCGCCGACCAAGCAGGGUUUAUCAGCCUUUACGUGUUUGACAAGAAAGGAAUUAGAGUUCAUUUGGCAGACGGGGCUCUCCGGCGUGGCCCUUAUGUUGAUUCACCAAACACGGUGAUGAGACUUGAGAUGCCACCCAACUCGACCUAUACCGCCGUCGUGUCAGAGCAAUCUCAUCAGAGAUCGCUGUAUAGCUUUUCUAUUUCCGCAUUUUCUACAUCCCCAAUUAGUAUCAACCCAGCGAAGGAGAUAUAUUCUCACGUCGAAAAAUUAUCUGGGGCCUGGACUGUAUCCACAGCCGGCGGUAAUGCUGAAUCUGAAAGAUACCCCGAAAACCCCCAAUUCCAGAUACAAAUCCUUGAGAAAUGUGAUGUCAAUAUUCUCCUGGAAGCGGAAGAUCCUGGCCUUGCAGUCCAUGUGAGCCUUAUUUGGUCAAGUGGGGGUCGAGUAGCGUGCGUUCGUUCACGGGAUAUAGUUGUUGGCAGUGGUGAUUAUCGUCGUGGAGUCGCUUUAGCAGAGAAAGUAGAUGUGACCAAGGGGCUGUACACCAUUGUUUGCUCAACAUUCACGCCAGACCAACUGGGAAAAUUCACCCUUUACGUUUCUACCACUGCGCCUUGCUAUGUUAGGCAACUGCCAGCCGAAGGGGCCGGCCAUUUAGUUAUGAACUCCGGCACUGGAAUUUUCCCUCCAGGGACGGACAGGAUUCUAGCCCCGAUUACCACUCCGCGCCUGGCACGGCUAAAAUUAAUAUGCAGACGCCGCGGGUCAUCGAUUGGAGAUCGCAAUGCCGCCCCUUCCCCAAUACUUAUGACGGUGGAGCUUGGGCAAGGACCAUAUAAAGAAAUCCUCGCUGGUUCCGGAGAUGGGAACUUCACUGACGAUGUCAGAGGCGCUCGCAUUGAAUCAGUAGAUCUGCAGCCAGAGUUUGAACGGCGAGGGGGGAUAUGGCUUGUUGUUGAACGUAUUGGUGGGCCAAGUGGCCAGGUUGAAGAUCGCGUGGAGGUGGAGAUUCUUUCAGAGGAGCGGAUCGGGAUAGGUUCCUGGGGUGUGGGUGAUGGAUGA
Nannizzia gypsea CBS 118893 is the source of this 2592-nucleotide messenger RNA. RefSeq names its product calpain-7. Lineage: Eukaryota; Fungi; Ascomycota; Eurotiomycetes; Onygenales; Arthrodermataceae. The transcript is spliced from 4 exons. The record is from RefSeq and is a predicted model, not a curated record. The coding region runs from base 1 to 2592 and encodes 863 amino acids. Gene Ontology annotation, biological process: proteolysis. Gene Ontology annotation, molecular function: calcium-dependent cysteine-type endopeptidase activity.